Messenger RNA from Heterobilharzia americana, 2877 nucleotides. Lineage: Eukaryota; Metazoa; Platyhelminthes; Trematoda; Strigeidida; Schistosomatidae. The record is from the annotation of a GenBank genome assembly.
AUGAUUGGUGAUCGUAAAGAAAGUCAGAAAAUAAUUCGUGUGAAAAAUUUAAACGAAGACACGGAUAUCCCGGAGUUGGCCAAGAAAUCAUAUCCAGCUGACUUUUUACCAGAUUUGGUAAAAAUUGUUACUGAAGAAAAAUUUUGUCUAUUGGACACCCCAAGAGAUCUUUAUUCUUCUAAAAAAUCAACUUUACCGAAUCAAACGCUAAAAAUGAACACCAGAAAACAACUGAGCGGUGAAACAUUGAAUGCAAAAGACAACCGAAAUUCAUCUUCACAUAUAUUUGAAAGCCGUUUGAAGUUGGUCAAUAAUAAAACUGAUGAGAAUAUCGAUGAUGAUGACGAUGGUGACAAUACUAGCUACCUCGACGAAGACGAUGAUGAUGAAAACAGAUGCAAAUCAAAAGAUGAAGACUUCAUACUCGAAUGUCUAGGUUGCUUAGCCAACCUUGAUCUUAAAGAUAUUCAAUAUAGUAAGGUGAUCACUGAAUUCAAUUUGUUAAAAUGGAUUAAAAGCCGCUUAGACAGUGUGAAAGUUCGAAAAUCCCGUGAUUUUUUAAGCGCCACCUCAGAAAUUGCUGACAAUAUUACACAAGUUUUCUCUCAGUCAAUGUUUCCCAGUCACAUAGAAGAUGACAUAAUUUUAGAAAUUGUAAGAAUGCUUGGUGCUAUAUGUCAAGAUCCUGAUGCAGGUCGACUGGUUAUCGAAUCUGGCAUUGUGCAUAGCUUGAUCAGUUUAUUAAAUGCUAAACAAGAAGAUGAUGAAAUCGUCUUCCAGAUUAUAUUCACAUUUUUUCAAUUAAUAUUUCAUGAAUCAACAAGAAAUUUAAUGGUGAAAACAACACAGGCUAUAGCCUAUCUCGUUGAUUUGAUGCAUGAUAAAAAUGCUGAUAUUCGUAAAUUGUGUGACAUCACUUUGGAUAUCAUUUCUGAGUAUGAAUCUGAUUGGAGAGUAAGAAUUCAAACAGAGCGUUUCCGCUGGCAUAACAGCCAGUGGUUAGAAAUGAUUGGUACUGCAAAUAAUCCUGGUCUUCUUGACAAUGCAGACAACACAACGGAAGCAGCUUUAGCAGCAAUUCUUGGAGAUGAUUUAACCAAUAUCAUCGAUGAAGAUGAUAAUAAUAACCAAGGAUAUUUUGGAAUGGGUUUGGGUAUUGAUGAUGCAGCAACUUUCUUGAUGUCAUUACAAUCGAACACUGAAGGAAGUAAACGAUCAGCUGGAAGUGAACAUCUAUUAGGUGUACCUUAUGAAGACAGUGACUAUAUAAAUCAUCUGAAUAUGUUGUACCCCGAUAUGUACGGUGAUGUUGAUUUCUUAUCAAAUGAAAGAGUCAGUUCGGCUAUGACACCAGCUAGCCAGUACGAUUCAGAUUCAGAUACUACUCGAAAACGAAGUGAUUCUCAGAAUAGUUCUAAUUAUGAAAAUGAUAAACAAGAUGAUAAGAUAUUCAAGUCAGUACCCAAAUAUUUUGAAUUGCGAAGCCAAACAGUAGUAAACUGAAGAAGUGAAAAAAAGUAAUUCUGUAAAUGAAACAUUCAGUAUUUAGAUGAUAUCCUUUUAUUACGCAAAAAUAUUCGAAACUAAAAAGCUAUUCGCUUCAUUUAAAAAUGUGUGUUAUGCAACUACAAAAGUUUCAAGGAAGCAUAACGAAGCUUGUUCUUUCAUUAAUCUCAAGACCAUUCAAACAGAUUUUCUCAUGUAUAUAACUAUCCUGAAUGACACUUCAUUAUUUAUAAUAGUUUGAUGAGGUGUUCUCAUACAUUUUCUUGAUUGUUUGAUGACCAUUUGUUCCAUAUGAUCAAACACUUCUGAAGUUCUUCCAGUUAUGGUGUGCUGAUCGUUAGCAUAAAGUUUGUGAAGCUGCGUUGUGACAAUAUAGUUACACAAUGGGAAGGAUUUGUAGCGCAGGAUGAGAAUGGUGGUGGUUUGGUGUUCUCUGAGCUUUGACUUUUUUUCAUGAACGUUUCAUCACCAGGCUUGGUAACAUCUUCAGCACUAACUUCAUAGAGAAGUGAAGUAUGUUCGAAUGUGACACGAAUGACCAACACCUAUUAUAUUAAGUUAUUCAAACAUAAAUUUGAUUCGUUGCUCUAUGUAAAUAAGAAAUAGUAACGCAGUCAUGGUCGAGCAAAACUAAACAGUAGCCAAUUUUACGUGAAGCAACGUAUUGUUAUAAAACAUUUCCUUUAACAAAGAAUUUACGGUGUGAAAAAAUUCUGUACUAUCUCACCUAUUUCAUUAUUAUUUUUUAUCUUUACUGGUGAUCUGGUCUUGAAAUCCUUUUACUUUCUUUGUUAUUAUAGCUAGUUAGACACAACUUGUAAAAAAUUUCUUUUUUUCUCAAGUAUUGAUGCCCUUAAAACUUACGUGGUCACUCCUUCAAGUUAUGUUAUUUAGGAUAUCUGCACAACACUAAACUAUCAAGAAACUGGAAAAUAGGGUAACUAAUUGUUAAAAUGUUGUCCCAAAUAUCUUACUAAAUUCAUUACCAAUCUGUUAUUUGCUUUGCAAUGCCACUUGAGUUCAUUUCUGUAAGUCACUUGGCGCUGGAUGAUGGUUAUUUUUAUUCGCGUAAUCUAUUUAGAGUUUAGGUAGCUAUUUCACAGCGGUUGUUCACAUUCUCAUCACAUCUUUCACGUAUUCUCACUAUGAUAAAAUAAUCAUCACGCAUACCUUAGCAUUUCAUAGUUAAUCAAUCUCUAAAUAAUCAUAACUUCCAGCCGAUUUAAUGCGAUAAACGUCGUCUAAGAAUUCAGGGAAGUUGAUUUUACAUGUACCAGUGAAAAUAGUGGUUUGUCAUAGUUACAAGAAAUGAUUAUUCUUCGUGACGGAACACUUCGAAAAAGUUUUUUGUAACAAUAAAAUUUAAUGAAU